CCUAAAAUGUCCUCAAAAAAAAAAUUAACUGGUAACUUUGAAGAACACCUGCUUGAUGGAGGGCCAAGCAUGUCCCUGUUGACAGGAAAUAUCAGAUUUCCUCUUUCACGUGAGGAUGAAGGGCUGCGUUAGAUUCGCGUCAGCCACCCGGAAAAGGCGUUGAAGCGUGAAAGAAAAAGACCAGAAGAUUUAUCUUUCCCAAAACUGAAGAAUGAAGCUCUUGAUACUUGGGGCCACAGGACAAACAGGCCAGUUAUUAGUGAGACAAGCACUAGAUCAGGGCCAUGUGGUGAAGGCUGUUGUAAGAACUCCCAGCAAGCUGACCAUUCAGCAUGACAACCUGAAGGUGGUGAAAGCAAAUAUCUUCUCAGCUGAAAGCCUUGUGGAGCACUUCAAUGAACAGGAUGCCAUCAUGUCCUGUCUUGGAUUCCCAAUGAGCAUAUUUUCUGAUGUUACAGGAUAUACAGAAUCAAUAGAAGCUAUAGUUCUUGCUAUGCGUGAAGCAAAAGUGACACGACUUAUAGCAAUGACAUCCUGGUACACGAAACCUGAAACUGCUCAGGAGGCUUCCUGGACAAUUCGGUGGGUCUUGAUUCCCCUCAUCCGCAAAUUGCUGAUCAACAUGGACGAGAUGGAGAAUUAUCUGAACAAUGACUGCCAAGACCUCAGGUGGACUGUGGUGAGACCACCAGGACUUCAGAAUGCACCAAAAACAGACAAAGAAAUAUUAACUCAUGAAGGGUACUUUGUGCCAGGUCCAGAUGGAAUUCCCAUUGGAGAUUCAGUGACACGAGGAGAUGUUGCUCGCUUUAUGCUGUCACUCAUCGAAGAAUAUUCGUGGGUUAAGAAGGCAGUAGCCAUGAUAACAAAAUGAAAGAAAUAUUCCUGCCAAUGGAGUGAAAACUUCUUUACUUUACAUUAUUCCCAAUUUUCUAGCCAAAUUCUGAAACCAUGAGAACAAAGAGACAGAGUUGUGGAGUAAGGAAGUAAAGACAAAAAACAGUGCUACAGUAAAAAUGCUGCCAAACAAGCUCCUGGGAAUUAAAGGGUAACCUUUACUUGGCUGUGUCUUUCAGCUCUUGUUUAUGUAUGUAAAGCUAAAAGUUGUAGGCUGUCCUUUUGAGUUAACAAUGAAAAACAAUUCAUUUUUCUCAGUAAGGAUGUUUCAUAGGAUUAAAUAAGUAUGGAAUAUGUUAUUAAUAAACCAGUAGAAUUUGAAAAUAGCUUUGAUAUAAAACAAUCUCAUGACAUUAUUUUGAGUAAUACAUAAUACCCAUUGAGUCCAGAAACUAUGGUACAGAAACAGCACUUAUUUAGAAGUCUUUUGAACUGAUCCAAGCAAUUCCCUCAAUUGUAUUGGACAAGUAAAACAAAUUACGAUGCAGUAUAAAUGAACAGUUUUGUGUUUCAGUCAAAUAUUAAUAUUUAUAGUGCUUUCUGGUUAAUAUUGUUGGUUAGGUACUGAACAUCAUUCUAAAUUGCAGAAAGUUCCAAAAUACAGAACUGACUUGGUCUCCAAGAUUCCAGACUUGAGAGGUUCCAGUGCAUAAUGUGUUAGUGACAUGAAUUAAGUUAGUUUAUAAACUGGCUGCAUGUAGGGGUCACCAUUACUUCUGAGAACAUGAGGGCUUUUAAAAAGCCCAAGUUCAUGGUAAUGUACGCAAUGGCUAAAUACACCUCCAAUGUCUGAAUGUAUAAUCAACAUCUCAAUCAAAGUGUUUUAUGUGAACAUGGAAUUAUUAAUAAUUCAUAAAUGGAAAAAGUACACUUAGCACUAUGGUUUCUGUUUUUAUGCUUUUUCACAAAUGUAGACCGUUUUAUGCAUUCAGUUUGGAAGCUUUUUAUGCCUGUUAUAUUUAAUUGUUAAGUCUUUACUUUUGUCAUGUUUACUUUUUUCUGCUACAAAAUUUGCUUCAAGAUUUAAUAAAAUCAAUAUUUUGCAAAAA
Molecule: messenger RNA, 1946 nt
Organism: Chiloscyllium plagiosum (whitespotted bambooshark)
Lineage: Eukaryota; Metazoa; Chordata; Chondrichthyes; Orectolobiformes; Hemiscylliidae
Source: RefSeq, a predicted model, not a curated record